AAGCAGGUCAGCCAGCCGCAGGUGCCAGAGCAACAAGAGAUCCCAGGCACCGCUCCCGAGCAGCAGCAAGCAGAAGCUGUAGAAACUUCACAGCAAAAGCAGCCAGAACAAGAACAGCUUGAGGCAAAGCAUGGAGCAGCAUCUGAGAAGCAGGUCAGCCAGCCGCAGGUGCCAGAGCAACAAGAGAUCCCAGGCACCGCUCCCGAGCAACAGCAAGCAGAAGCUGAUGCACCACAAGCAGAUGUACCACAAGCAGACACUUCACAGCAAAAGCAACCAGAACAAGAACAGCAUGAAGGCAAGGCAGCAGAAGAGGAAGGUCAGCCACAGGAAGACACAGACCCCACAUACGAAUGGAGGAAAGGUAUUUCAAAAGAGCAAGAAGAGACGCUAGAUUCACUUAGUGGUUGGGACCGACAACCUGGCUACUUCGUAAUUGAAAUGCCGAGAGACCUGAAACCAUUGAAAGUUUACGAUGAAGCCUUCACAUCUACGAAAAUUGCGGCCGACAUCGCUCUCUGCUUGAUCCAGAAGCGCAACUUCGAGGUGGACAUCACGCGCUCCAUGACGGCCGCAGAACUUCGGGAAAGAGCGCAGGUCUUCGGAGUCAAGGUCAAGUCGAGACGCAAAGCUGAUUUUGUCGAUGCUAUCAUCUUCCAGAACUGUGACAACCAAUUGAAGGAAGACAUCGAAAAGUCUUCGCAAUAUGGUGGUGGAGAUCCUGGUUUCACAAGUGAGCCUGUGGCAGAUCCUGGUUUCAAAAAUGAGCCUGUGGCAGACCCAUCCGAAUCGGUCGAUCCUGCUCAGCCAAGUUCUUCUGGGGGUUCCCACCCAAGCAAGGAAGCAGAAAAAGGUAGCUCCAGUAAAACACCAAAUCAGGAGGGAGAAAAGCAAGAUGAAAAUCAGGAUAUAACUGACAUGUAUGGGAAAGAUGCUCUUGACAUGCCUGGAAAGGGUGCGGAACAAAAUGUAAGUGCACAUGAUCGUUUCAUGCACUGUGAUCUGGUUGUUCCAGCUGUUGCGCUGAACAAGUUCAAGCAGGUGGAAACUCUUCCAGACACUGCAGAGAAAAAGAGGCUUGAAAACUAUGUCGGGGUUCUGGGAGAAGAUGCUUGCAGGAUGUACAAAAAGUCCAGGCCCCGGUUGUGUUGCCUGAUGAUGGGAGAUUACUUCGAGGACGAAACACUCUUUUGGAAGCAUGCUAGCAUCCAAUUGAAAAACAACCCUGUUGGCGGAAUCUUCACCUUUGAUACCUUCGCUGGAGACAUAUCUCAGGUUGUGGCAAAGAUUCCGAACAACCUUGACCCUUCACGUGGGUCGCAUCCAAAGACGGGGAUCUACGUUUUUAUCCUUCCCACAUCCAGACCUCUGAGCAACAACAAAGUCCACGACCGCCCUGACUUUGAGAACAUCACCAUCGUGUUCCAUGAGUUUCAAAAAAAUGAUCAGGUGGAUGCCAAACCUGAUUCUGUGUUCAUCGUGCCAAAUGGCAAGUUGGGAUCUUUGCCACUGGGGCUCUUGCACUCAGAAGACUACCAGAAAAAGGUUGAUCAGCACGAAGCAGGUGAGAAACACAAGGCAGUCGUGGAAGCCAAGUUGAGCAACAAGAGGACCUUGUUGCAGAGGCAGGUGGACACGCAUGCGAGGAAGAAAGCAAGGUUGGAAGGCAUGACAAGCAAACUUGAGGGACAAGUGUCUGGAUUGACUCAAGACUUGGAAAGCACCAAAGAGGCAGUCGAGCUCUGGAAAACAAUCCUUUCUUACAUCAUAGAUGUUGCAACACAUGGCAGCAAAAAAGACCCAGCCAUGUCUUGGCCAGACUAUUUCAUGACUGCUUUCCCAGCCGAUGCUCUUCCCAAGUUGGGCGACAUUCCCGAGGUUUUCCAGGACAACAUGCUCAGUUUUCCAGAUUGCCUUGAGGCUGUGACAGAGAAGCUGGCGCAACUCAGACAGCAUUUGAAAGCAACUGAAGAGAAUUUGGAGAAACAGAGUGCCUCUCUUGAUCAACUUGCCGGAAAAGCAAAAAAGAAGGAAGAAGACGAGAAGCAAAGACUUGAGAAAUUCAGCAAUCAGGAUCCUGCGAAAAUCAAGACGCUUGACUGCUCUAGGAUGGCUGCUAUCUUUGUCAGGAAGCGAAGAAGACAAAACUAUCACAGCAAGGUGGCUCUGAAAGGAAAGCUGAGGAGAGGCAGGAAGGACGAAGAGUGGGAUGAGAAACCUGCAAAGGCCCGUAGGCAGAUCUGGAUUGAAGACAAACUCAAAGCGGUGCGGCUGUACAAUGAAUUGAAAAAAAACCGGGACGAGGCAGCAGCAGUAGCACGUGAAAGGAUUCCUAGAAAUCUCACGAAUGAAGAAAGGGAGGCUUUUUUGGAGCACAGAGCCAAAGCCAAAGACAUCUUGAAAAGGAAUCUGCAGAAAGAAGUUGAAAGGCAAUUACCAAACAUUGUUCGCACGUGUCAUGUACACAAAUGGGCAAAGCAAGCCGAAGACGAAAAAUGGGAGUUGUUGCCUGCCUCAGAUCGCAGCCGCCUCGUCGAAGUGCCGAAAGCAUGGCGUCAGAAGUUUGCGCUUCCAGCCAAAGGGAGGCCUGUGGGAGGUUUCGUGCCUGAGGAACUACAAAAAGAUCUCGACCGAAUCAUCGCAGAGCACGUGCUAGGCCAAUCGGAGGUGACUGAACGAAAAGAAGUAGAGGACUCCAUAGCUAUGUUAAAGGGUUUUUGCAACACCAUACGGCUGAACCAUCAACACCAGUGCAUCCAAGUGAAAACUCUUUUACUCCAAGGAGACAUCGGCAAACAUUCUGAUCGAGAAUUGGAACAACGCUUUGCCAGAGACAAAGCCACUGAUCGAUGCGCAAAAUGCGCAGUUCAGGGAAAUGUUUGCCAAGGGCCAGCUUUCAAUCUCAGGUCUUUCAAAGGUCCUUUUGCCCUCUCCAGAGCCUCUUAA
This is a messenger RNA of Cladocopium goreaui, 2946 nucleotides long. The record is from the annotation of a GenBank genome assembly. NCBI's taxonomy places the organism in Eukaryota, Dinophyceae, Suessiales, Symbiodiniaceae.